Molecule: messenger RNA, 3206 nt
Organism: Entelurus aequoreus (snake pipefish)
Lineage: Eukaryota; Metazoa; Chordata; Actinopteri; Syngnathiformes; Syngnathidae
Product: TGF-beta-activated kinase 1 and MAP3K7-binding protein 2-like
Exons: 6
Coding region: 400-2547 (715 amino acids)
Biological process (GO): positive regulation of protein kinase activity
Molecular function (GO): ubiquitin binding; K63-linked polyubiquitin modification-dependent protein binding
Source: RefSeq, a predicted model, not a curated record
GCGGCCGCCAUAUUGUGAGGCAGUAUUGUGAUUGGUAUGUAGAAGUGAGCAAAAAGAGCAAAGUGAAGGCAAGAAGAAGAAGAAGAAUAAAAAGAAGAAGAAGGGAGCUGUCAAAAAAGUCUCCCCGAGUCCGUGUAAAAGUGGAGGGCCGGAGCUCGCUAUCUCUCCUCCGAGGACACAUUAAGACCGGGCCUCGGCGCAACUUCGCCUGAGACUCGCUGGAGCCUCCUCGGCUUCUCGGCGUCUGCUGUGCACUCCGCGGCCCUGCGGAGGUCCUGCGGCGGUGUGGCGGUGAAGUGUGGCCGGGGAGCGGCAGCACAAUGCUGAAGAUGAAGGCGGUCUGCUGCCACAAGUAAAGCUGCAGUGUAGAACCAACAGUCCUGACCUGGCAACAUACGAAUGGCCCAGGGAAGCCACAAGAUUGACAUUCAGGUUUUGCAUCACCUGCGCCAGAAGUUCCCUGAAGUCCCAGAGGGUGUUGUGUCCCAAUGUGUUCUGCAGAAUAACAACAACUUAGACGCGUGCUGUGAAUACUUGUCCCAGGUCAGUCCGGGCUACCUGUACAGUGAAGAAGGAAACCUCAGCUUUACUGAAGACCCCAGCUUGAGCAGGCUUGGCAAUCACAUGACCCAGCUGAACCUGGGCCUGCAGUCUCACAAUGUGCAUGUGGCCCCGCUGCGGGACGGCCUGAGAAUGAACGGCAGCCGGACUCUGGCCCACAGCCUGAGCGACGGGCCUCUGCAGACCAGCCAGGCCCCGAACACUGACUUUUUUCAGCAGGAGCCCCAGUCUGCUCCGGCGGAGGGGCCCAACAGUCUCAAUGUGUUUACCGCAAUGGAGCCCUCGCGAAAACCCCAGCCUCCGAAGCACCUGGGACUCUACCCUCUGGGGGUGAAAGGAAUGAGUGUGGGUUCCCAACAGACCGCACGCUUCAACCCCAUCACAGUGACACUAGCUCCGCACAUUCAGACCGGCCGCAACACUCCUACUUCUCUACACAUACAUGGCGGGCCACAGUCGGGUCUGAGCAGUCCACAGGGUAACUCCAUCUACAUCCGGCCCUAUUUGAGCCAGUGUGGUACGAUACGACAGCAGCAGGGAAACCGGACCCAGUACAGUCCUACUUCUCAGCCUCAACAGCAGAUCUAUCAGAUCUCGCAUCCCUCGUCGUUGUCCGGCUCAUGGUCCGGCCUUCAGCAGGCCCCACAUACCUCACAGCACCACACCCAGGGCCACCAGACAUCUCAUGUCUACAUGCCAAUCAGCUCUCCCACUAACUCCCAGGCACCCUCCGUCUUUCCUUCUGGCGUCGCCUCCUCAUGUUCGUCUUCUUCCUCGUCCUCCGUCAUGCCCGCUUCGCUCUCGGCCGUCAGCCAGUACAACAUCCAAAACAUCUCCACCGGCCCGCGGAAAAAUCAGAUCGAGAUCAAACUUGAAUCUCCUCAAAGGAGCAACUCCAACACGACCACCGCCGUGCUGCGAACCGGCGGCGGCUCGCGCUCUUCCUCCACCUCGUCCUCUUGUCCUUCCUCCUCGUCCGCGACCGGAGUGUCCACCGUCCCCAGCACUCCUCUCUCCAUCGGAGGCUCGGGUCUGAGCCGUAGCCAGCCCACUGUUUACAUUUCUGCCAGCCCGCCUGCUGCCGCCACCACGCCUUCUGAGGAGGCCUCAGCCGGAGCCCGCUCGCAACCCAAGUUUUACAUUUCAGCCAAUCCCUCUGGUGACGACAGUGGGGGGAGGAACCCUCCUACAGUCUACAUCUCAGCUAACCCUCCUUUGCAGGGGGGGCCAGGUGCCAGGAACAUUGGGGGCCAGGUGAGCAUGGGGCCCGCCUACAUCCAUCACCAUCCACCCAAGUCCCGGACCUCUGUAGGAGGGGGAGGCACGGCUUGUUCCCCACGCGUGGUGGUGACUCAACCCAACACCAAAUACACUUUCAAAAUCACUGUGUCCCCCAAUAAACCCCCGGCAGUGUCCCCCGGGGUGGUCUCGCCUACGUUCGAGCCCAACAACCUGCUCAGCUUACCCUCAGACCAUCACUUUGCAGAGCCAGACCCCCUCCAUCUCUCAGACCCACUGUUGCCACACAAGGAGAGACCGAGUGAGCCUCGAAGACUCAGCAUGGGCUCUGAUGAUGCGGCAUACACACAAGCAUUGUUGGGCCAUCAGAAGGCCCGCAUGGAGAGGCUUUGGCAUGAGCUGGAGCUGAAGAAGAAGAAGCUGGAGAAGCUAAAAGAAGAGGUCAGUGAGCUGGAGAAUGACCUGACCAGGAGACGGCUGGAGAGAUCCAAUUCUGCCUCCCAAAUCCCUUCGAUUGAAGAGAUGAAGCAGUUGCGAUGCAAAAACCGGUUGCUACAGAUCGACAUCGACUGCCUCACCAAAGAGAUUGAUCUCUUCCAAAAAAGAGAGCCAGACAGUGUGAGUGUGAAAGCCAUGGCGGACCAGGAGGAAGAUGAGGGCACGCAGUGGAGCUGCACCGCCUGCACCUUCCUCAACCACCCGGCCCUCAACCGCUGUGAACAGUGCGAGUUCCCACGCAACUUCUGAGCCAGAGAGGCCACCCCCCCCCCCCCCCGCGCUCUUUGGCCUGCAGCGUGGGGAAGAAAAGUGCCUCUUCCUGACGAGGUGUCAUCAUCUUUCCUCCUCUUUCACCCUCUGAAUGCUGUCCUCCUGAAGGUUUGACUGGAUCCUGUUUACAGCGUCUUUCUUCCUCACAGUCCAAUGAUACCUCACCUUGGAGACUCCCCUUCCCUCUUCUUGUUUGGGUGGGGGGAUACAGUACCUGGCUGCUCUCCUACAGUAUUAUGGGUGUUGCUCAACUUCUGCUGUGUCUCAAAUGGAACACUUGCAUCAGUCCCCUCGCUGAGUGUCACAGUAUUUAUUUACCCUCAGCCGCCUUUAUUACAACUUAGUCCCUCCUAGUGAUGCGUCAAUGAUGUAUAUGUAUGUGUAUAUGUAUGUAUAUAUGUAUAUAUACAUGUAUGUAUGUGUAUAUAUGUAUGUAUAUAUGUGUAUAUAUGUAUGUAUAUACAGUGUGUGUAUGUGUGUAUAUAUAUAUAUGUACAGUGUAUAUGUAUGUAUAUGUAUUUAUAUAUGUAUAUUAGGGCUGCAACAACUAAUCGAUUAAAUCGAUUAAAAUCGAUUAUAAAAAUAGUUGCCGAUUAAUUUAGUCAUCGAUUCGUUGGAUCUAUGCUAUGCGCAUGUGC